Messenger RNA from Drosophila grimshawi, 3888 nucleotides. It is a transcript of the gene GramD1B, whose product is annotated as protein Aster-B. Bases 214 to 3432 code for a protein of 1072 amino acids. Gene Ontology annotation, biological process: intracellular sterol transport. Lineage: Eukaryota; Metazoa; Arthropoda; Insecta; Diptera; Drosophilidae. The record is from RefSeq and is a predicted model, not a curated record. Gene Ontology annotation, molecular function: sterol transfer activity; sterol binding. Gene Ontology annotation, cellular component: plasma membrane; endoplasmic reticulum membrane; endoplasmic reticulum-plasma membrane contact site. The transcript is spliced from 10 exons.
GUCAGCAGCAGAAGCAGCAUCAGCAGCAAUUGCAGCAGCAGCAACAACAGCGUCAAUUGUAUUCGAGACAGUUUUUGGCUCAAGCACCGUUUUUCCAUUUACAUAUGCUGAAAUUAUGCAAAACGAAUCUCAUUUUAAUAGAUUUGUAAUUUGUGCGUUAAGCGAUUCAGUUGCGGCGAUUCAAUUGUUUUUUCACUGAGCUUUGCCGUUGUCAUGCAUUUUGUCACACAACAGCGGCAACACCAACAACAACAACCAACACAACAACAAAAGGCAUCAUCAUCAUCAUCAGCAGCAGGAACAACAACCACAACAACAGCAACAAUAUUAAGCGGCACUCGCUUUGUGUCCCUCUGCAAAUCUUCCAGCCAAGGCGCUCUACCCAAAUCCUUAGCCACCGCUCAAAGUCUCCUUCGUCAAUCCUCGUCACAGCAACAACAACAAAGGCACAAACGCGCCGCCAGUCUUAAUCUUCAAUCCACGCCCAUGCGAGAUUCCAUCUGUGAUGAAAUCACAAUCACAACUACAACUACUACUGGCAACAGCAACAACACAAGCACUUUAAGCACCAUACAGGAGGCAUCUGGCACACUCGAGCGGAGCAGCAUUUCCACAAUUUCCACAUCGUUGUCUUCAACACAAAACACUUCCGCUUCCGCUGCGCCUGUCUCCAGUAAUGAGACGCUCGCCCAUAGCAACAGCAGGAGCAGCAGCCAACAAGACGUAGAGCCUGCCAAUCAGCAGUUAGGUCCACAGGCUGGCACACCCAGCAUUACCAUUGUCCAGACCGAGGCCAGGGAGCAACUGCAACAGCAGCAAACGCCAUCGCAGAGCGUCGAUUCCAACGGGCAGCGGGCGAGCAGCUCCUGCACGGAUAGUCCAAGCAGUCGCAAAAGCUCAACCAGCUCCAAGGGCAAACCAGCCAAGUUAUCCACCUCAAGCAGUGGUCGGGAUGAGGAUGCCCAGAGCAAAGUAAGCGAAUCAGAUAGCGUCACUUUGCGUGUGGAACCAACCAGCAACAACGGCAGCAGCUCCACAGCCAAUGAGAAGCCCACCAAGGGCACAUCCCGACUAUCUGAGCGCGCCAAGAAGAAGUCCUGGUACAACGUCAUCUAUCCCAACUAUAAGUCACGCGCAGAGGAUUUCAAGAAACUGUUCAAAGAGGUGCCCAACGAAGAGCGCCUAAUUGUUGACUACUCGUGUGCGUUGCAGCGUGAUAUAUUGGUGCAGGGCCGUCUAUACGUGUCACAGAAUUACGCUUGCUUUCAUGCAAACAUCUUUAGCUGGGAAACGUAUGUGAGCAUCAAAUGGAAGGAUGUGACGAAUAUAACGAAGGAGAAAACCGCUCUGGUUAUACCGAAUGCCAUUUCGAUAUCGACCGCCAAGGAGAAGUUCUUCUUUGCGACAUUCGCGUCACGUGAGAAAUCACAUUUGAUGCUCUUUCGCGUCUGGCAGAAUACAUUGAUGAACAAACCGUUCUCGCCUCAGGAGAUUUGGCGUUAUGUGCACAAUUGCUAUGGCGAUGAACUGGGCUUAACUUCGGACGAUGAGGAUUAUAUAGAUCCCACACUGAAUGCAGCGGAAACUGAUAACUAUUCAGAUUUUCAAACGGCCAUUGAUGAUCUCGGUGGCGAGCAGAGCAACUCAAAUCAGAGCAUUAACAAUACAGUGCAACCGCAAAGCGGCAACAGUAGCGCCAGCAGCGGCGGUGGCGUCGGCAGUGCCACAACACGCAAAUCGAAAACGAAAUAUUUCUUCAACUCAAGCAAAUCGUCGAAUUUGAAUUCGUCGGCCAACGCCUCGGCAAGUGGCUCAGACAAUAAAAUCAACGACAAUACACGCAAAUCCAACAAGAAAAUGAAGACCAAUGCCAAAGAGCUGACACUCAGCUCCAUCAAGGCAGCGGAGCAAUCAGUUAGCGUCACUCUUAGCGUGCCCAGCACCAACACCAGCACCAGCAAUAACAGCACCACCAACAGCACAACAACAACCAACACAACCACAACUGCUCCAAGCACAGCCACAGCCAAAGUUGGUGGUGGUAGUGGUAGUGGUGGUAGUGGUGGUGGUGCUACGGCUUCUGAGAGAAAAGUCGAUAAGCUCAGCGGCCAUGCUGCAACGGCAACGACAUCUGAAUCAACACAGAACCAUCCCCCAGAUGCCAAGCGCAAAGUGACCAAAAAUCAGCGACAACGCGAUGUUGAAUUGGCGAACAAAAAUAAUGCCGAAGUUGGGCCCACAGAUGUCUCGGACUCAUCUGACUCCGAGGCGAACAAUCUGCCGUUUGUGCCGAGCACGGAAUGUACAUCGACGCACGAGGGCCGCCAAAUUGUGCACACAAUUCUGCCCAUUCGUGUGGAUACGCUGUUCAAUUUGCUGUUCUCCAAAUCGAAAUUCAUUGUGGACUUCCAUGAGGUGCGAAAAUCAGCAGAUUUAACGGUGGGCGAGUGGCACAAGAACGAUGAUGGUCAGAAUGUGCGGCUGGUGAAUGUCACCGUACAAUUGGCCGCCUCAGUGGGCCCGAAGACCUCAAAGGUCACCGAAUUUCAAACGAUGCGUGAGUGCAGCAAGCCGGGUGAACUCUAUUCGAUAGAUGUGAACAGCGUCAAUGCGGGCAUACCCUAUGCGGAUAGCUUCAGUGUGCUCAUCCACUUUUGUUUGGCGCGCACUGUGGAUGAUCAUACGAUGUUGUCGAUACAUGCGCAAAUCAAAUAUAAAAAGUCCAUUUGGGGCGUUGUCAAGGGAUUCAUUGAGAAGAACACAUGGGCUGGACUGGAGGAUUUCUUUGGGGCUCAACUGCAUGCGCUGCAGAGCGAAACUUGUAUACCGCCCGCCAAGGGCAAGGGACGACGGCCAAGACGUGGUACCGCCACACAAGUACGCCCCUUGGAGGAAGCAAUCGCUGGCUCGGCACAAGCGGGCAAGCCCGAAACACUGGACAACUGGGACUCGAAAUUAAAGUCCGCUGGCGUCGUUGUCGGCGCUGGGGCUGCUGCUGGCUUGGCUCAUGGAGCUGCUGGUGGCGGCGGCGCUGGCAGUCGUCAGCAGAAGCUGCUGGCCGCUCAACAGCAGCAUCAGCUGCUGGCGGGCGGUCAACAAUUCGGCCAGGGCCAAGAUAGAUUCAGACACAAGGGCUUGUCAUUCUUUAUUAUAUUCUUGAUGUGCUUGCUUCUGGCAUUAAAUGUGAUAUUAUUACUUAAGCUCUGGAAGCUGGAGGAACACAUUGAUGUCGAUCUCAGUCGCCGUGCCCGCAAGACCACUUUGGCAGCCCUCAAGGAACUACCCAGUACAAAUCAAGAUUGGCUGGAGUUGUUGCGUCAGCAGGAGCUGUCACACGAAAUGGAGAUACGCAAAUGGCAUCAGGUGCUCGAAACGUCCAUUGAGCUGCUGAAAAAGACUGAAAAGACUUUGGCUGAAGUCUUGAGACCCUAGCCGCGCUUUCAGCACAAUAUAUACCCCCUAAACUCACAAGUCCCGUAACAGCCCUCCAAAAUCAAGCAAAAGGUCUAAUAAAUAUGUUCACUUAGUUCCUUUUUCGUUCUGGCAACAGCUGAAUGCGUUGAGAACACAAAGCCACCAAAUAGUUGAAAUUGAAUUUCAAAAUGUAGCACUAAAAUCAAUAUUUAGUCAUAAAGAGACAAUUAUUUGUGUUAAUUGGUUAGUUUUGCGCUUAAGUAGUAUGGCUUUUAGUUCAGUCUAUCAGUUAAUCUUUGUAUUUAAAUUAAUGAAUUUACAUUUUAUAUAUAUAUAUAUACUCGUCUAGUUUAGUCUCAAAGUGUUUUAGUCGCUGCAUUUAUGUUUAUGUUGUUUUUUGCGUUGACGCUUUAAAACAAUUUCUCAAAGAAUUUGAAAAACAAAACAACACAUCACACACAGACAACCACACAA